AUGCUAUCAUUUCCAGAACAAUCCCUCCUGGUCUCCCAACAACUAGGAAACAUGUACUUCCUCGCCUUCCUCCUCGGCCUCUUUGUCCUUCACAGUACCACCGAGAUCAAAGUCGUGAGGAGCUACCUCUGGGCGCUGUGGUUGGCUGACAUUGGACACAUGGCUGUUACAUGCCGUAUUCUUGGGUGGGAAGAGUCGGUUGGGAUGUUGAGGUGGAACGAGAUGACUUGGGGAAACUUGGGUGCUACUGUAAGUUCAAUCCAUUGUUGUGGUAUAUUCGCUGACACGUGCGGUGGGUAA
Molecule: messenger RNA, 300 nt
Organism: Podospora anserina S mat+
Lineage: Eukaryota; Fungi; Ascomycota; Sordariomycetes; Sordariales; Podosporaceae
Exons: 1
Coding region: 1-300 (99 amino acids)
Source: RefSeq, a predicted model, not a curated record